Zerene cesonia (dogface butterfly) is the source of this 3475-nucleotide messenger RNA. It is a transcript of the gene DPCoAC, whose product is annotated as mitochondrial coenzyme A transporter SLC25A42-like. The transcript has 9 exons. The record is from RefSeq and is a predicted model, not a curated record. Gene Ontology annotation, biological process: transmembrane transport. Lineage: Eukaryota; Metazoa; Arthropoda; Insecta; Lepidoptera; Pieridae. Bases 239 to 1117 code for a protein of 292 amino acids.
UUGAGACGGGUCGUGUUGCAAUCUGAAUUCUUUAUCCAGUUUCUAAAAUAUACCUCAAGGGUGGGCAAGUUUGUGUGAUAAACUCCUCAUUAAACGAUACGAAACAACAAGUAACGGGGCUUUUUGUACAAAACAUAUAAACAUUAAUAAAGUGAAUUGCAGUGUGAGACAUAAUUGUUUUUCGCAGAAACGGAAAUACAUUCCCCGAUUCUCCCCCAACGUCAUGUAAGCGGGCAGGAUGACUGGCGACGCGCGAGUACCGCCUGUGAAGAGCGAGGUCGCGCACCAUGGGUUAGGCGCGGGGACGCAGCGGCAGCUGUCGGGCGGCGCGCUCGUGCUGACGUCGCUGGUGGCGGGCGCGGCGGCCGGCGCGCUCGCCAAGACAGCUAUCGCGCCGCUCGACCGCACCAAGAUUAACUUUCAGACUUCGCAGACCGUGUACUCGUGGCGGGCGGCGCUCAAGUUCCUGGAGCAGAGUUGCCGCACCGAGGGCGUGAUGGCGCUCUGGCGCGGCAACAGCGCCACGAUGGCGCGCAUCGUGCCCUACGCCGCCAUACAGUUCACUGCGCACGAGCAGUGGAAGCGCUUGCUGGGGGUCGACUCGCCGCAGACCGCGCAGGCGUCCCCGCUGCGGCUGCUGGCGGCGGGCUCGCUGGCGGGCGUGACGUCACAGAGCGCGACGUACCCGCUGGACCUGGCGCGCGCGCGGAUGGCGGUCGCGCAGUACACCUCGCUGCGCGCCGUCUUCGCGCACGCCGUGCGCCACGAGGGGCUGCGCACGCUCUACCGCGGUUACCCGGCUACGGUGCUGGGUGUGAUUCCGUAUGCGGGUGUCUCCUUCUUCACGUACGAUUCGCUCAAACAUUGGUACCUUGAGUACACGGGCGCGAGCCCGAACAGUCCUUGUAAAGUCCUAAAUAAAGUAUUCACAAUACUGGGGUACAUCCAGAAGGAUGGUACCCGAAACGAAGGCUGGCGGGCCUUUUUCAAGGGCCUCAGCAUGAACUGGGUGAAGGGCCCCAUCGCGGUCGGCAUAUCGUUCUCGACGUAUGACUUUAUCAAAAGUACCCUGCGAGAGAUCGCGCUCACCUUCGCUGCGGUCGGGGACAAUCUGUAAUUGCUAACGAUAAGGGCCUCAACACAUGUUUGUGAUGUUUUUGCUCGUAUAAGUGUUAAUAUGUGCGUUUUUUUUCCUCUCCCUUCCCAGUCCAUUUCUUCUUUUCUUAUCCCUUAUCUUAUAAGCGGGCUGCGCAUUCCCAAAGGCACUUACCUUUGCUCUGUCCACGGGCGGUGGUGAUCGCUUACCAUCAGGCGCACCACCAGCUCAGUAGCUCGCUGUUACAUAAACAUAUGCUAUUUAUAAUCAUAUAUAUAGCUAACACGAGAACAUUUUCAAAGUUUUGCUUAGUGCGGAGCGAUUUUUCAAUUCUUUUCCUCUUAUUAUUGAAUCUUAUCCGAUAUACUUCGGAUAAGAUUUAUUCAAUCAAAUAAAAAUGUCACCUCUAAAUUGUUAAGUCUCGAAGAAUUUGAAUACAUUUUUGAAAUGGUUGUGUAAUGAUAUUCGAUGGAUAACUGAGGAUUGAAAAAUCAACCUUAAAUCUACUUCGCAUAAAAUUUAUAUUUGAAAAUUAUCGAUAUUUUUUAUUUUCUCUUUGCAUGACUCAUAAUUCCAAAAGGUUUUAAUUGAUAUUACGAUUAUAUCCUAUGAUGUAGCUUCACUUAUAACUAUUAUAAUUUAUAAGCUAAAAGCGAAACAAAUAAUAAAUUCUUGUUUGUUUCAUUUCAUAUAACAUUUCUACACAGGGUCUUGUGUAUUUAUGUAAAGGCCCUUUGAAAGGCAACAGGAAAAAGGCCUUAUAAGCCUUUUUGCGAAUUCUUUUUUAUAGGUUGUUAUAUUUUAUCUGUAUCUUUUAGCUUUUGCAAUGUUAUGUUUAUUAAUUAUAAUUUUAGAAGCUUUACGUAACACUUCUUGUUAUAAAAGAUAUCAAAUAGAUAAGUAGUGUAUAAGGCGAAAUAAACCUCUUUUUCUCAUAAGCAUUAUUAUUUCUGCAAAUAAAAAACUGCAGCAUGAAAUGUAUAUCUGUCUCUUUCCAACACGUUAGAAGCACGUAUAGCCAUCUCGGUUUUUCGUUUGACAGCAUGGAAGUGUUUCCAGUGUCGUGUAAAUUAUUGUUUUACAUAAACACCUUUGUUAAAUGUGAUACGGGGCGUGUGCAAUUAUUGUGAAACAUGAGUCUUCUAAAAAAGGCGGAAAAAUGUAAGAAAAAAAAAAAACAUAAUACUAUAGAAAUAUUCUGUAUAGUUAAUUGAUUGAAGAAAUUAAAUUUUACGGAUUUACGGAAAAUAUACCAUUACAUUGUGAUAAAAAUCGGUUAAAAACUAUUUAAUUCAUGCUGUUGAUAGUAUUCUAAUGUGAAAGUGUUACGCAAUUUGUUUGAUAUAUGUUAUUCAUGUGACAUUGUUUUUAUUUGUUUGUCUUUCUUCUACGUAACAUUAGAGCGAUUUUAUUGUAUGAUUUUUGUAUCUGGCGAUAGCUAGGAGGCUGAAAAGUGAAUUUCGUUUGAUUACUUAGGCGAAGUCGCGGGCGAUAAGCUAGUUUAAAUGUAUAUUUAAAUAAUGUUUUAAAAACAAAUUGUUUAACAUAUAUUAUUGUGCCAUCAAUGAUUAAAUAAAUAGAUAAAAACAACAAUAAAAUAUGUUUUUCUGCCCUUUCUUAGAAUAUUCAGUGAUUCAGUAAAUAUUUUUUGUAUGUUUAGUGAAAUGUAUUAAAUCAGUUGACUCCCUUCAGUAUUCGAAGCAAUUAUGAAUGUUUAUAUUAUACUGAAUCUCGCCUGAUUUUGUGCGCUAAUCGCGGUUCAUGUCGGUAAAUGCUACACCGAGAUGGAUGCGAUUUUCGCGGUGCGACAGCUUGAUAUUACCUCGGACUUAAAUGUAUACAAAUGUUUGUCUGUAUUGUUUAUGUAAUAUAUGUAUUGUUAACAAGUAAUAUGUAAGAUUGUUUAUCUAGUAUUCACAUAGUAGGAACUGCUUUGUUGAUUUUGAUAAUGUUUACACUGUAUACUUAAUAUAUUGCACUGUUUGUAGAAUGUAUAUGACGAUGCUGUUUUUCAAUUUUAUACAUUUAGCUGUGACUAUAAGGGACAAUAAAUAAAUAAUAUAUAAUUGUUUGACUUUUUGUAAAAUUAAUAAAUCAAGUUUAUAACAACGCCAUCUAUUGCCUUUAAAAGUAAUCUAUUUGUCUUAUAAAAUCCUCAAAUAAUACUAAUUCCUCAAAGCGAUACUCAAUUUUUUUUCAUAUGUUUAAAAAUUGUUAAAUAAUUAUUGAAUCUAUUAAGAAACCUGCAUGAAAAUAAACUUCAUUACAUAAUUACGCAGUAAUUACUAAGCCUAAAGAGACAAUAUAAAAGCUAUAAUUCGGGAUAUCAUUGAAUGGAGUACCAGUGCAGAAGAUGUAUGAUAUGCUUCAGGAAAUACG